CCUAGGUAGGGGAGGGUGCAUAGGUCAUAGGAAGGCUUUGAGCCUGUGUGAACAUUUUCUCCACGUGGGACAGAUGAACACCCAGAGGCCUCACUCGUUUUUAUGCCUCCACUCUUCCCCCCCCUUAUUACUUACCAACCCUCUCAGGUGUUUGGUCCCACAUGACCUGAAUACCAGUUUAAAGAGAAGGGUGCUGUUGAUAAAGGUGCUUGCUACCAGCUAUGGUAACUUGGGUCUGAUCCCCAGAACCUCGCAAGUCGUCGUCCGACGUCUGCAUGAAUGCUCACAUACACAGAAAUAAGUAAAUCUAAGAGGAGAGCAACAAAGACUCCACCUACCCCAUUACACACCAAUCCUCUGAGGGCUGAAGGCAUUCUCCCCUAAGUCCUUUUGCUCUUCAAGAGGGAAGUCAGGCUUCCAGCCAAGCAAACUGGGACACUGGGGCCCUCUGGUGGCCACACUGGCUUUUUAAGUGCCAAGAGAUGUGGCUGCUCCGCCCCUUAACAGCAGGAGCCAAUGGGAACUUUGGUUCCCGCCCCUGAGCUGUCAUUUCCUAGCUAGUACUUAGAAUCCAGUCAGAAAGCUCUUGGAGAAGCUAGAAGAAGGGCUGCGGGCCCCACCUCACAACCCAGACCAGAAGAGCAGGAGAAGCCGGCUGGGCAGGGGGAGCCAGCAUUGUGCCUCUCGAGCCAUGGGCCAUAGGGAACCACAAUCCGCAGGCCUGUGCAGAAGUAGGUGAGUCUUGGAGCUGUUGACCUGCACUGAGCUGUCCCCAUAUCUUCCCUGGUGGCCACUGGCAUGGCCUGGCUGGUGCUAUCAGGUAUACUACUGUGCAUGUUGGGUGCUGGACUGGGCACUUCAGACUUGGAGGAUGUUCUGCCUCCUGCUCCCCACAACUGCCCUGAUAUAUGCAUCUGUGCUGCCGAUGUGUUGAGCUGUGCGGGCCAUGGGUUACAGGACCUGCCGGUAGCGCUGCCUACCACUGCUGCAGAACUCGAUUUGAGCCACAAUGCACUCAAACGCCUGCACCCAGGGUGGUUAGCGCCCCUCUCCCGGCUGCGUGCCUUGCACCUAGGCUAUAAUAAGCUGGAAGUCCUGAGCCAUGGUGCGUUCACCAAUGCCAGUGGCCUGAGGACACUUGACUUGUCCUCUAAUAUGUUGAGGAUACUCCAUACCCAUGACCUGGAUGGCCUGGAGGAGCUGGAGAAGUUACUUCUGUUCAAUAACAGCCUGAUGCACUUGGACCUGGAUGCCUUCCAGGGCCUGCGCAUGCUUAGCCACCUCUAUCUCAGCUGCAACGAGCUCUCCUCUUUCUCUUUCAACCACUUGCACGGUCUGGGGUUAACCCGCCUGCGGACUCUGGACCUCUCCUCCAACUGGCUGAAACAUAUCUCCAUCCCUGAGUUGGCUGCACUGCCAACUUAUCUCAAGAACAGGCUCUACCUGCACAACAACCCACUGCCCUGUGACUGCAGCCUCUACCACCUGCUCCGGCGCUGGCACCAGCGGGGCCUGAGUGCCCUGCGUGAUUUUGAACGCGAGUACACAUGCUUGAUCUUUAAGGUGUCAGAGUCCCGAGUGCGCUUCUUUGAGCACAGCCGGGUCUUCAAGAACUGCUCUGUGGCUGCAGCUCCAGGCUUAGAGCUGCCUGAAGAGCAGCUGCACACGCAGGUGGGCCAGUCCCUGAGGCUCUUCUGCAAUACCAGUGUGCCUGCCACUCGGGUGGCCUGGGUCUCCCCGAAGAAUGAGCUGCUUGUGGCGCCAGCCUCUCAGGAUGGCAGCAUCGCUGUGUUGGCUGAUGGCAGCUUAGCCAUAGGCAGGGUGCAAGAGCAGCACGCAGGCGUCUUUGUGUGCCUGGCCAGUGGACCCCGCCUGCACCACAACCAGACGCUUGAGUACAAUGUGAGUGUGCAAAAGGCUCGCCCUGAGCCAGAGGCUUUCAACACAGGCUUCACCACCCUGCUGGGCUGUAUUGUGGGCCUGGUGCUGGUGUUGCUCUACUUGUUUGCACCACCCUGUCGUGGCUGCUGUCACUGCUGUCAGCGGGCCUGCCGCAACCGUUGCUGGCCCCGGGCAUCCAGUCCACUCCAGGAGCUGAGCGCACAGUCCUCCAUGCUCAGCACUACACCGCCAGAUGCACCCAGCCGCAAGGCCAGUGUCCACAAGCAUGUGGUCUUCCUGGAGCCGGGCAAGAAGGGCCUCAAUGGCCGUGUGCAGCUCGCAGUAGCUGAAGACUUCGAUCUGUGCAACCCCAUGGGCUUGCAACUCAAGGCUGGCUCUGAAUCAGCCAGUUCCACGGGCUCAGAGGGUCUCGUGAUGAGCUAGACUGCCUGAGAUCACCUGCUGCUUGCCCUGUUUGCUGCUGCAGUCUAAAGAACUGACCCGCUGGUGGGGCGUGCUGUGCCUGGUCCUACAACUGCAUGUGAGCCUUGAUCCUACUGUAACAGUUCUAACACUGGUAAAGGGCUUGAGACCCCCUCACUUGCUUCCUGCUCUGCCUAGCUCAGGACAAGGCUUCAGACUACUAGAGCCUGCUUCCCCUAGGACCACAGAGUGACCAAAUGUCCCAUUAACAUUACAGACUAAGCCAAUCUGGUAAAAGCCCUUGCAUCAGAGUCCCGGGACCACCCCCAGGAGUAAAUGCAGAUAUCAGGGUGUGGUAUAGAAGAGUCAAGCAUACCACACUUUCCCCUCCCUGCCCGGAAGGGAGCCGGCAGCUCAGACGAUCCAGCUCCCACUCUGAGAUAGGAGGAGGAAAUGAGCCCUCCCUGUACUGAAAGAACCCAGUCUGCUGCCACCCAGCCUCCUGAAAGCUUUGUAACUCCUGUGGAGUCUGGUGGGCAUGCACACUACAGGACCCUCCUGCAGAGUAGCCCUGCUGUCUUCAGCUACAGGCAGACCCAAUCCCUAAGGCUCACAACCCAGCAGGAAAAAUCAUAGAUAGGUGACUAACCUGGGACUCUUGUCUUUGGAGAGCAGGAGGCCUCUCAAGAGCUGGCACUCAUCUCAACCUAAUGGCUAAACAGAGCCCUCAGUUCAUGCGCCCUGCACUCCCACUGGGGUGGGUGUGGAAGACGGUCAGUGCCUGCCCAAUGAUGAGUUGGCAGCACUGUGCUAUCCUUGCUGACUACUAUGACAUUUUGUAAUAAAAGUGGUACAUGGCCAUCGCUGGGCCUUCCCAGAUGGA
Mus caroli (Ryukyu mouse) is the source of this 3187-nucleotide messenger RNA. RefSeq names its product adhesion molecule with Ig like domain 3 (gene Amigo3). NCBI's taxonomy places the organism in Eukaryota, Metazoa, Chordata, Mammalia, Rodentia, Muridae. Gene Ontology annotation, molecular function: protein binding. Gene Ontology annotation, cellular component: membrane. Gene Ontology annotation, biological process: brain development. The record is from RefSeq and is a predicted model, not a curated record.